This is a messenger RNA of Gadus chalcogrammus (walleye pollock), 3282 nucleotides long. Its product is annotated as adhesive plaque matrix protein-like. The record is from RefSeq and is a predicted model, not a curated record. The transcript is spliced from 3 exons. The coding region runs from base 53 to 3013 and encodes 986 amino acids. Lineage: Eukaryota; Metazoa; Chordata; Actinopteri; Gadiformes; Gadidae.
GAGUUGUAGUGGCAGGCUCACAGGCGUACUACAGUUGCUCGCCACCUCAACCAUGGCUUUAAUAAUGAGGGUACUUCAAUUGUCUCUACUCCUUGAUGUUGGGUGUCAAGUGUAUGCUUACAGGAUCGGAUAUGCUGAGCCGGAGAUGCCUACGUAUGGGCUGCAGCAGCCUCCUAGCUACAAGCCAGAGCAACCUCCUAGCUACAAGCCAGAGCAACCUCCUAGCUACAAGCCAGAGCAACCUCCUAGCUACAAGCCAGAGCAACCUCCUAGCUACAAGCCAGAGCAACCUCCUAGCUACAAGCCCCACCCCCAGCAGCAGCAUCCUAGCGACAAGCCCCAGCAGCAGCAUCCUAGCUACAAGCCGCAGCCCCAGCAGCAGCAACAUCCUAGCUACAAGCCCCAGCAGCAGCAACAUCCUAGCUACAAGCCCCAGCAGCAGCAACAUCCUAGCUACAAGCCCCAGCAGCAGCAACAUCCUAGCUACAAGCCCCAGCAGCAGCAGCAUCCUAGCUACAAGCCCCAGCAGCAACUUCCUAGCUACAAUCCCCAGCAGCAACAUACUAGCUACAAGCCCCAGCAGCAGCAACAGCCUAGCUACAAGCCCCAGCAGCAGCAGCAGCCCCAGCAGCCUUCUAGCUACAAGCCCCAGCAGCCUUCUAUCUACAAGCCCAAGCAGCCUUCUAGCUACAAGCCACAGGAGCCUAGCUACGACCAGCAGCAUCCUAGCUACAAGCCCCAGCAGCCGCAGCAGCAGCAGCAGCAGGAGCAGCAGCAGCAUCCUAGCGACAAGCCCCAGCAGCAGCAUCCUAGCGACAAGCCCCAGCAGCAGCCUAGCUACAAGCCCCAGCAGCAGCAGCCAAGCUACAAGCCCCAGCAGCAGCAGCAGCAACAUCCUAGCUACAAGCCCCAGCAGCAGCAACAUCCUAGCUACAAGCCCCAGCAGCAGCAGCAGCAGCAGCAGCAGCAGCAGCAGCAGCAGCAGCAGCAGCAGCAGCAGCAGCCUUCUAGCUACAAGCCACAGGAGCCUAGCUACGACCAGCAACAGCCGCAGCCGCAGCAGCAGCAGCAGCAGCAUCCUAUCGACAAGCCCCAGCAGCAGCAGCAGCAGCAUCCAAGCUACAAUCCCCAGCAGCAACAUCCUAGCUACAAGCCCCAGCAGCAGCAACAGCCUAGCUACAAGCCCCAGCAGCAGCAGCAGCCCCAGCAGCCUUCUAGCUACAAGCCCCAGCAGCCUUCUAUCUACAAGCCCCAGCAGCCUUCUAGCUACAAGCCACAGGAGCCUAGCUACGACCCGCAGCAUCCUAGCUACAAGCCCCAGCAGGAGCAGCAGCAGCAUCCUAGCGACAAGCCCCAGCAGCAGCAGCCUAGCGACAAGCCCCAGCAGCAGCAGCCUAGCUACAAGCCCCAGCAGCAGCAGCCUAGCUACAAGCCCCAGCAGCAGCAGCAGCAACAUCCUAGCUACAAGCCCCAGCAGCAGCAGCAGCAGCAACAUCCUAGCUACAAGCCCCAGCAGCAGCAACAUCCUAGCUACAAGCCCCAGCAGCAGCAGCCUUCUAGCUACAAGCCAAAGGAGCCUAGCUACGACCAGCAACAGCCGCAGCCGCAGCAGCAGCAGCAGCAUCCUAUCGACAAGCCCCAGCAGCAGCAGCAGCAUCCAAGCUACAAUCCCCAGCAGCAACAUCCUAGCUACAAGCCCCAGCAGCAGCAACAGCCUAGCUACAAGCCCCAGCAGCAGCAGCCCCAGCAGCCUUCUAGCUACAAGCCCCAGCAGCCUUCUAUCUACAAGCCCCAGCAGCCUUCUAGCUACAAGCCACAGGAGUCUAGCUACGACCAGCAGCAUCCUAGCUACAAGCCCCAGCAGCCGCAGCAGCAGCAGGAGCAGCAGCAGCAUCCUAGCGACAAGCCCCAGCAGCAGCAUCCUAGCGACAAGCCCCAGCAGCAGCAGCCUAGCUACAAGCCCCAGCAGCAGCAGCAGCAGCAGCAGCAGCAACAUCCUAGCUACAAGCCCCAGCAGCAGCAGCAGCAGCAACAUCCUAGCUACAAGCCCCAGCAGCAGCAGCAACAUCCUAGCUACAAUCCCCAGCCCCAGCAGCAGCAACAUCCUAGCUACAAGCCCCAGCAGCAACAUCCUAGCUACAAGCCCCAGCAGGAGCAACAUCCUAGCUACAAGCCUCAGCAGCAGCAGCAGCAGCAACAUCCUAGCUACAAGCCCCAUCAGCAGCAGCAACAUCCUAGCUACAAGCCCCAGCAGCAGCAACAUCCUAGCUACAAGCCCCAGAAGCCUUCUAGCUACAAGCCACAGGAGCCUAGCUACGACCAGCAACAGCCCCAGCAGCAGCAUCCUAGCGACAAAUCCCAGCAGCAACAUCCUAGCUACAAGCCCCAGCAGCAACAUCCCAUUUACAAGCCCCAGCAGCCUUCUAGCUACAAGCCACAGGAGCCUAGCUACGACCAGCAACAGCCGCAGCAUCCUAGCGACAAGCCCCAGCAGCAGCAGCAGCGGCAUCCUAGCGACAAGCCCCAGCAGCAGCAGCAGCAGCAUCCCAGCUACAAGCCCCAGCAGCAGCAACAUCCCAGCUACAAGCCCCAGCAGCAGCAACAUCCCAGCUACAAGCCCCAGCAGCAGCAGCAACAUCCCAGCUACAAGCCGCAGCAGCAGCAACAUCCCAUUUACAAGCCCCAGCAGCAGCAGCAACAUCCCACUUACAAGCCCCAGCCCCAGCAGCAGCAACAUCCUAGCUACAAGCCCCAGCAGCAGCAGCAACAUCCCAUUUACAAACCCCAGCAGCAGCAGCAGCAACAUCCCACUUACAAGCCCCAGCCCCAGCAGCAGCAGCAACAUCCUAGCUACAAGCCCCAGCAGCAGCAGCAACAUCCUAGCUACAAGCCCCAGCAGCAGCAGCAACAACAUCCCAUUUACAAGCCCCAGCAGCAGCAACAUCCCAUUUAUAAGCCCCAGCAGCCUAGCUACAAGCCCCAGCAGCAGCAACAUCCUAGCUACAAGCAGUAACUCAGAAGUUUGCAUUCUGUACCUUUGCUUCAUUGAAAAUUCCAUCAAAUCCUUCAAUGAUAUAAAGUUCUCAAUUGUGUUCCUGCCAUGACAUGGUUCUACUGUCCAAAUUUGACAAAAGAAUAAAAAUAUCACUUUUAAAUGGUCAAAUUGGUCAUUGGCUAGGCUGAAUGCCAGCAGCAAAUGCAGAAACCCAUUUUGAUGCCUAUUCAGGAGCCGCUGCUUUGGUCUAAUGCAACGCUACAGUUCAGUAUGGAAUCUUUUUAUUA